GUUCGCGAUGUUCAGCCUCAGGAGCGCCAGCAUCUGCGUCGUCGCGCUCGCGGUGAACGCAGCCGCGAGGCCUACCGUCUUUACCCAGCGCAGCACGCUCGCUCGCUCCGAUGGCUCUCCGUUGUCCCUGACGUUCAGUAUUGCCAACGACUCGGACGCAUCAGACGCGGUCCCCUAUUACGUGCCGUUAGACGGAAUCUCGUAUUCAUUCUCGGUUUCGCACUCGUCUUUGAAUGAUGGCGACGAAUUUGGACUUGUCACAGUGAUCGACCCUGGAAACUCUGCCAGUUUCUCUAGUAUACAAAGCACCGUCUCUGCUUAUUCCUCCGAGGACGACGUGUUCAACGAGGCAUUUCUCUCAACCGUAUUCCUGCGGUCGUCAUCCUCCUCCAAACUUUCCUCGAGUCUCAUCAGCAGUGUGGCAUCUAAGUUCGAAGUGAACAACAUAUUCGCUAGCUCAAGUGUGCCCUCCGCCAAGGGUGUCAGUAGCGCUGUCCUCUCGUCGCAGACGACGAUCCCGAUUGGCCCCUACGUGUACCGCAUAGGCGGGCCCUCGAAGUCAGCCUCGUUCUGGCCCGUCUAUAGGCUCUAUCCGGAUCCUCAAGAGGCCUUCUUGUACGGUGUAACUGCUGCAGCAGAUGGUGGCUUCGUCCGGUCGUCGGGAAAUGUCCCAUCUGCCGGUGACUACACCACCGUUCCGGUACCGUCUAGGCUUUACUACAAGGAAUCAUCGCUCCCGCUUGCAGGCCUUCGUGUUGGUGUCAAAGAUAUAUACGAUAUCGACGGCCUGAAAACCGGCUGUGGAAGUCGUGCUCACUUCGCUCUCUAUCCUCCCCGCAAUGCGACAGCGCCUGCAGUGCAGAGACUCAUAGACCAAGGCGCCGUCAUAGUGGGGAAGACCAAAACAUCGCAAUUCGCGAACGGGGAGACGGCUACUGCGGACUGGGUGGACCAGCUAUGCCCCUUCAAUCCUCGUGGAGACGGAUAUCAAGAUCCGUCGAGCUCGUCGAGCGGUUCUGGUGCUGCAAUGGGUGCCUAUGGUUGGCUCGAUCAUGCCAUUGGCUCCGAUACGGGUGGAUCCAUUCGUGGACCGGCGGGACAGCAGGGACUCUUCGGUAUCCGACCAUCUCAUGGGGCGAUCACCUUGGAGGACGUUAUGCCUUUAUCAGACGUGAUGGAUACUGGAGGCUACUUCGCUCGAGAUGCCUCCUCCUUCAAGACCUUCGGCCGCUCUUGGUAUGGUAGCACCUUCAAGUCGUUCCCCUCAUUCCCGAAGCGGCUUAUGGUGCCCAACGACACCUGGCCCGUCUCGAACGCUGCCUCCGAAGCUAUUUUCUCCAGCUUCAUCUCCAAGCUCCAGACCUUCCUCGGUGCUGAGUCGGACGCGACGGGAAUAUCCGCACUCUGGACAGCAACGUCCGGGGUUAACGAGACGGUCCAGGUGUACAUGAACCAGACGUACGCGACCUUGAUCGGCGCAUACCAGUACGACAACUUCGGACUGCCGUUCAUCACCGACUACAUGGCUGCCAACGGCGGCCGUGCGCCGUUCAUCGAUCCGGCGCCCAAGGCGCGAUGGGCGUACGCGACCGGUCGGGGAGAGGCCGCGUUCGAGGACGAGGGGAACAGGCGGGUGGUGUUCCAGGACUGGGUGGCCAAAGAGGUGUUCAAAGCGAGCGACGCGAGCUGCUCGGACGGGAUCCUCGUGUACCCGCAGAGCACCGGCCGCACUUCGUAUCGGAACGUCUACUUCUCGCCCCCGACUGCCCCUCUGGGCUUUUCGUAUGGACGUGUCGGGCCUUUCGCGGGCGUACCGGACUUAGUCGUCCCGCUCGGCCAGGUCGCGUACAACUCGACGAUCAGCGGCACGACGGAGUACCUUCCCGUGACGAUAUCGAUGGUGGCGAGGAAGGGGUGUGACUACAUGCUCCUGGAUCUCAUCUCUGAGCUGGAGUUGCAUGGGAUCAUCAAUAGCGUUGGCGUUGGAAAAACCGCAUUUACGAUAUGAUGCAACCAACCUGGCGUCCAUGCCAUACAGCGCAUAGACCUACCCCAUCUGCCUCAGUAGAUAAUAAAUACUGGAC
Molecule: messenger RNA, 2084 nt
Organism: Punctularia strigosozonata HHB-11173 SS5
Lineage: Eukaryota; Fungi; Basidiomycota; Agaricomycetes; Corticiales; Punctulariaceae
Product: amidase signature enzyme
Exons: 8
Coding region: 8-2008 (666 amino acids)
Source: RefSeq, a predicted model, not a curated record